AUGGCACCGCAACAGCCACAACCAGAAUCCUCCCGAGCGCCCAAGCUCAAAGACCCCCCGCGGCCAGUCAGGGAGCAGAUCGCGCGGGUGCUGUUGGAAAAGGGCCCGAAUACCUCACAAGGAGACAUCGGCUCCCACCGCAACAAUCAAUUUUACGCUGACAAGGUCAGGGCUCGCCCGGAGUACAUCCAGAAAUGGCAGAAGCGACAACAAGCCGUCGCCACCACCAUCGUGGUCCCGAAAGUCGAACUGGACCAACUCCUCGAUGUCUCAGCCACACUCGAGGCCAUAAAGAAGGAGGAGGAUGCCGCCGACGCAUCGACUUUUCCAGCUGCUUCUAGCUUCCCGCCCGCCCCGCCCGCCUUCACCAUCACCACUCACCCCAAUGCUCCCACCGGUGGCAACGACACGGAGGUGGCGGCACCACCAUCGCGACCCUCUACCUCGGAAGUCAGCAGAGAAGAUGCCUCGAUAGCUCUGCAUGCCUGCGCCGAUGAGUUCAAGGGGCAAAUCCGGGAGCUUGCCAAUCGUCGUGUCUCGGCGCUAGGCGACGUUGAUCGAGCUGAAAGCGAAGACGUCGCUCGCAUGAUUCCUGUACUGCGCACAGCCAAAGACAAUGCGCUGGUCAUUCUUGAAGCUGCGUUAGAUGACUUCGUCCGCAAGCACAGCGACGCAGUGUCGCAGCUCCAGCGCAUUCCGGUUGGCCAAUGCAAGGACUUUGUCAACGCCUGGACACGUGAGUCUCGGAACAUGUGGUCUACGUUGACUACACGACUCGCGCUGCUGGACUCCAACGUGAGCGCUCGGCUGCAGCUCGACCAGAUCGAGAGGCGAGCAGCGCAGCCACGGCUGCUGAUGGAAGAUGUACGAGAUGAUGCUGAUCUUCCAGAUGAGACUGUAGAUUAG
This is a messenger RNA of Neohortaea acidophila, 906 nucleotides long. RefSeq lists its product as uncharacterized. The record is from RefSeq and is a predicted model, not a curated record. Bases 1 to 906 code for a protein of 301 amino acids. Lineage: Eukaryota; Fungi; Ascomycota; Dothideomycetes; Mycosphaerellales; Teratosphaeriaceae. The transcript has a single exon.